AUGAGGCGUGCGCCGGCCGCCGAGCGCCUCUCGGAGCUGGGCUUUCCCCCGCGGCGCGGCCGCCAGGAGCCGCCUUUUCCGCUGGGUGUCACUCGGGGGUGGGGAGGAUGGCCCGUUCAAAAGCGCCGCGAGGGGGCCCGGCCAGUGCCCUUCAGUGAGCGCUCGCCAGAGGACGGCCGAGGCCGGGCAGCUCGCGGCCCCGGGACCUGGAGGCGCCUCAGGACGCGGCUGUCCCUGUGCCGGGACCCCGAGCCGCCGCCGCCGCCGCCGCCGCUCUGCUUCCUGCGCCUGAGCCUCCUCUGCGCGCUCCGGACCGGCGGCCGCGGGAGCCGCUGGGGCGAGGACGGCGCUCGGCUGCUGCUGCUGCCCCCAGCCCGGGCCGCUGGAAGCGGAGAGGCCGAGCCGAGCAGCGGAGGACCCGCUUAUGCCGGGAGGAUGCUGGAGAGCAGCGGGUGCAAGGCGCUGAAGGAGGGCGUGCUGGAGAAGCGCAGCGACGGGCUGCUGCAGCUCUGGAAGAAGAAGUGCUGCAUCCUCACCGAGGAGGGGCUGCUGCUCAUCCCGCCCAAGCAGCUGCAGCAGCAGCAGCAGCCGCCGCCGCCGCCGCCGCCGGGGCAGGGGGCGGCCGACCCGUCCCAACCCAGUGGCCCCGCGGUCGCCGGCCUGGAGCCGCCGGCCAAACUCAAGGAAUUGCACUUUUCUAACAUGAAGACCGUGGACUGCGUGGAGCGCAAGGGCAAAUACAUGUACUUCACGGUGGUGAUGGCGGAGGGCAAGGAGAUCGACUUUCGGUGCCCCCAGGACCAGGGCUGGAACGCCGAGAUCACGCUGCAGAUGGUGCAGUACAAGAACCGUCAGGCCAUCCUGGCCGUCAAGUCCACGCGGCAGAAGCAGCAGCACCUGGUCCAGCAGCAGCAGCAGCAGCAGCAGCAGCAGCAGCAGCAGCAGCCUCCACCCCCGGUCCCCCAGAUCCAGCCUCCACCCCAACCCCAGUCUCAGCCUCAACCCCAACCCAAGCCUCAGCCUCAGUCACUCCACCCUUACUUACAUCCUCAUCCGCACGCGCACCCGCACCCCCACCCGCAUCCACACCCGCACCCCCACCCGCACCAACUACAGCACCCGCACCAACUGCCGCCGCUCUCGCAGCCGCACGGCCACCGGCUGCUCCGCAGCACCUCCAACUCCGCCUGAAGGCGGCAGCACCCGGGCCAGACGCGGUUUGGAGGACUUGAGGAAGUGGGGCGAUAGCAUUCGAUGGUCUUCCCUUGGAUAAAAAACAACAAAACCACAACCUAACCACAACAACAAAAAACCCCAACAA
Dipodomys spectabilis (banner-tailed kangaroo rat) is the source of this 1321-nucleotide messenger RNA. It is a transcript of the gene Phlda1, whose product is annotated as pleckstrin homology like domain family A member 1. Gene Ontology annotation, biological process: positive regulation of apoptotic process. Bases 1 to 1191 code for a protein of 396 amino acids. The transcript has 2 exons. Gene Ontology annotation, molecular function: phosphatidylinositol phosphate binding. The record is from RefSeq and is a predicted model, not a curated record. Gene Ontology annotation, cellular component: nucleus. NCBI's taxonomy places the organism in Eukaryota, Metazoa, Chordata, Mammalia, Rodentia, Heteromyidae.